Molecule: messenger RNA, 1632 nt
Organism: Verticillium dahliae VdLs.17
Lineage: Eukaryota; Fungi; Ascomycota; Sordariomycetes; Glomerellales; Plectosphaerellaceae
Product: membrane-bound O-acyltransferase domain-containing protein
Exons: 5
Coding region: 1-1632 (543 amino acids)
Biological process (GO): lipid modification; glycerophospholipid biosynthetic process
Cellular component (GO): endoplasmic reticulum; membrane
Molecular function (GO): 1-acylglycerophosphocholine O-acyltransferase activity; 1-acylglycerol-3-phosphate O-acyltransferase activity
Source: RefSeq, a predicted model, not a curated record
AUGCUGCCCCUAAUAAACAAGCCCUUCGAGCUCCUGUCCCCAGGACUUGGCGUGCCUACAGACGACAUCAAGCUCGUGUUUUCAUGGCUACUCUCGUAUCCACUGGCUGCUCUUCUCAAGUGCAUUCCUGAUUCUCGACCUGACCUUAAGAAUAUUUACGUGAUAAGCGCGUCGAUAUUCUAUCUUGUUGGCCUCUUCAAUCUCUGGGCUGGUUUGCAAACUCUUUUCAUUAGUUCCGCUGGGACAUAUCUCAUUGCCAAUACGUUUCGCCACAGUCCUUUCAUGCCAUGGAUCGGCUUUGUCUUCGUGAUGGGGCACUUGUCCAUCAACCAGAUCAGUCGACAGCUAGAAAGUAAUCCGGCCGACGUCGACAUUACUGGUGCGCAGAUGGUACUGGUCAUGAAGCUCAGCGCGUUCUGCUGGAACGUGGCAGAUGGUCAGCUUCCUAGCGACCACUUGUCCGAUUUUCAGAAGGAUAGGAAGCUGGUAGAGCUUCCACCCCUGCUGGAGUACGCCGGUUAUGUCAUGUUUUUCCCUUCACUCUUUGGUGGUCCUACGUUCGAAUACGUCGAGUAUCGCCGGUGGCUGGACACUUCCAUGUUUGAUCUACCGCCCAAUCUGGAAGCUUCAAAAAAGCCACCGGUGAGAAGGCAACGCAAAGUCCCUCGCAGUGGAACUCCAGCGGCGUGGAAAGCAGCAUCUGGUCUCAUGUGGAUUGCUUUCUUCGUAUUCAUGUCCGGUUCCUUCAGCCCUUCAAGGCUAACUCACCCGGCCUUGCUUGAGCACGGCUUCAUCCGCCGCGUGUGGAUCUUAUACUGCGUCGGGUUGACCGCAAGGAUGAAGUACUAUGGAGCAUGGUCCCUGGCUGAAGGUGCAUGCAUCCUCACUGGGCUCGGAUACAAUGGUGUCGACCCCAUCACCGGCAGAGUCUCGUGGAACAGGCUACAGAACAUUGACCCCAGAGGCGUCGAGUUGGCCCAGAAUGUACGCGGGUACCUCGGCAGCUGGAAUAUGAAUACCAACAAGUGGCUCCGGAACUAUGUAUACCUCCGUGUUACACCCCGAGGGAAGAAGCCCGGAUUCCGAGCUAGUCUCAUGACAUUUGGAACCAGUGCGCUUUGGCACGGCUUCUAUCCCGGCUAUUAUAUGACAUUUAUUCUGGCAAGCCUCAUCCAAACCGUGGCCAAAAACUUUCGCCGCUACGUCCGCCCUUUCUUCCUCGACCCAGACUCCGGUCUGCCGAACCGCAAGAAGAAGUAUUACGACGUGCUAUCUUUUCUCACUACGCAGGUGGUGAUGUCAUUUGCCGUUGCUCCUUUCCUCAUUCUUAGCUUUUCCGGAUCCGUCUUGGUCUGGUCGCGAGUUUACUUCUUUGCCAUCGUGGGCGUGGCCGUCUCGAUGGGCUUCUUCGCGUCUCCGGGGAAGCAGAUCUUGAAGCAAGGGUUAGAAAGUCGCCAGCGGCGGCCAGGCAUCCAGCUUGGCCGUACCUUAAGCUCCGAUAGCCUCGUUGGGCGCGAACCAGUCCUCGGUGUGGCGGCGGAUCCAGAAAGGGAGUUGGAUGAGGCAGUCCAAGAGAUCAGAGCUGAGGUGGAGGCUCGUCACCGAGUGAAAACCAGGCACCACAAAGCAUAA